CCUAAAGAAAGGGCUGCGCUGCGCAUAGCAAUGACGCAGCCACCGAGAGAGAAUGCCACAGCCCACCAAAGAAAGGUGUGGCGCGCGGACACGUGAGGAUACAGUGGCUGGGUAUGUGGCUGUGCAAGGCUCGCUUGACCUCUCCAGGAAGUGACAUCCGAAAACAAUCACGAAACAAGGCAACGACGAUAGUGAAGGACAACCCUUCCAAAAUCGCAACAGCGUGGAUCAUCAUUCAAAUCCACAGAAGAUUAGCAUAACGUCUAUCAGUAGUGGCUCACCUGGCUGCCUUCAGCGCAAGCCCUCGAACAGGACACCUUACAUGCCGUCAUAUUGGAUCGCUUUCCCGCCCUGCUGAGGGCUGUCCGUAAGGGCAUGGCUGAUGCUAGCAAGACUUCCGCAUCUUUACUCGGUUCAAUCGCAUCCUGGAGCAGAAGCGCCACACCCGCUCCUCCAUCACCCUCCCAGAAACCAACAGAGGAGAUCCCAGGCUUGAAACCUUCUACAGGUCUGGAUCAUACUAUCACCCAUCGGCCUUCACCCAGUCUCCGGAAAUAUCCAAGAGACUGUCCACCCCUCAAGACAAGAUGGUUCUACGCUGUCGACGUCGCUAAACGGAAACCAUUUGCUCCGGAGGCGGCACCCGAUGAUAAGGCAAAACCACCACCAGUCCCAAAGAAAUUGGUCCCCUUCUCAACCUCAGAUUCCCAAGCCAUUGAGAAGGCUUUUCAGUCGCUCGAUAAGGACGACAGACAUCACAUUGAAAGUUCCGAACCCACCAACACUAAAGUGCCGGUCAAUGAAGACUAUCUCUUCGAUGUGCACAUUGAGAAGCGUGAACUGCAACCUGCAUACUGGUUAGGUCCAGUCUACGAAAUUCGUAGAGGCAGCUGGUUCUACACCGAUGGCAUGCCUUGCGAUGAAAAUCUGUCCAAUCAGUUAGAGGAAGGCUACUUGAAGCUCACUCCCUGGCGAAGAUUAGGCUUGACAACUCCUCGGACAACUCCUCGUUCAAGUUCGCAACCACGGAGUCGGCCACCCUCACAGGUUAUAGACGGCGCUCCCCAGUCAUCCGGCAAGGACUUUGCUUCACAAGAUGACAAUCAGCCACCGUUUUCGAACACCUAUCGAUUGUUUGGGGCUCACAUGAACACCACUGUGACUUAUCAGGAUGGCACCGCUGUUGCCUAUUUGACCAUGGAUGAUUUUCUGUCACGUAUGAGCACCACAGUCUAUGGGAAAUUUGUUGGCUAUGGAGGGACCAAGGUCGUUCGAGGUUGGACAGAGACCAAGAUUGCAGAUCCAAAACCUGUCGAGGUGAAGUCUGAUGGCAAAGCUGCGGAGGCUGCGAGUACAAAAGAAAAACGAAGAUCAGCAAAAGUAUCACCAGAAAGACUGGGGGAAGCCGGUGGUCAGGACAAAACCGAACAGCAACCUGCUAAACCUCGGCGGACCAUGUUGGAACGCCAAAUCUCAUCAUUGGCAGGUAUGCCAGAGGCUGAAAACGCGGAAGAUCUGGCAGAAGAAACAGCUCGGGAAGAGGCAAAGGAAAUGGAGGAUGCCAGAGAAAAGGACGGAGAAGAUCAAGCGAGACAAAUCGACCACUUGGUAUUGGUGACCCAUGGAAUCGGCCAACGCCUUGGGCUUCGCUUAGACAGCAUCAACUUUGUUCAUGAUGUCAACACUCUUCGAAAGACCAUGAAAGCAGUGUACGCGACGGCUCCGGAUCUACAAGCCUUGAGCGGCGACGCAAAGAAUUGCAGGGUCCAGGUUCUUCCGGUCUGCUGGCGGCAUCUUUUGGACUUCCCCAAGCAAAGUCUCAAACAGAAUCGCAAGGAAUACGACCUAGGAGAUGCCGAUGAUGGAUUUGACGAAGAAUACCCAUCUUUGCAAGACAUCACUGUUGAAGGGGUUCCGGCAGUCCGCAACCUGAUCACGGAUCUUGCAAUGGACGUCCUUCUCUACCAAAGCGCAUACAGAGAACACAUUGCCACCAUCGUGCAGAAAGAGUGCAAUCGGGUUCAUCAACUCUUCAAAGAACGAACAGGCUUUUCUGGAAAAGUUACCUUCUGUGGUCACUCGCUAGGCAGUGCCAUUCUGUUCGACAUUCUUUGCCGUCAAGAAGAAUCGACCGCUAGGACAAGACCUCGACGAGUGUCUAGCCGAACAUCAAGAGAUAAUAAAGUUGUUGAACAGAAAGAUCUUCGCUUGGAUUUCGACGUGGAACAUUUCUUCUGCCUCGGCUCUCCGAUUGCGAUGUUUCAGAUGUUGAAAGGCAGGACUAUUGCAGGUCGACAGGCCCUGGGUGCUGGAACAUUCGGAUCGGCCGCUGUUCCGAUGUCGCCGUUCGAUUCAGACCAUAUGAAGAACGACCCGUUUGAAUCUCUGAUGCCUCCAGGAGCCGCCAACACUGGGGGCCUCAUUCCCAUUACCACUUCUUCGCCCAAGUGCAACGAAUUGUACAAUGUCUUUCAUCCCACAGAUCCCAUUGCUUAUCGAAUGGAACCACUCAUAUCUCCGGCUAUGGCACAACUCAGAUCUCAAGCUCUUCCGUACACCAAGAAAGGCCUUUUCGCUGCCCCAGGGAUUUCGAAUAUUUCUGCGCGUUUCGGUCAACAGGUCAUGUCGAGCUGGUACAACCUGACCUCUGGGGUGGCAUCCAGCCUGAUCAACAGGAGUCUGGGCAUCACUGGUGAAGAGCAAGCGUUAGUCCAAGACAAAGGUAAAUCGUUGGUCGGUGCUCCUGGUAAUCCCGCUGGUCCAAAUGUUCCUCUCGCCAUGCCUGUUGCCGACGGCAAGCGACAGCAGGACUUAGCCGACGCAGCCAAAUCAUCAAGCGAACAACCGCCUACGCUCAUCGACUCCGAGAUAGAGACAUUGUUUGCAGGCUUCCAGAAACGUCGCCGAUCACAGUCCAGAGGCUCAACCGAAGACCCUGCCGAGCGGACAUCCGCCGAGUUUCAAACGUCGCAAGAACGUGAACGCAAACUCAAGCGCGAAGAGGCCAAGGUUCGAGCGCUGAACAGCAAUGGUCGUGUCGAUUACCAUAUCCAGGAGGGCAUGUUUGAUGUAUCACUCCUCGCCAGUAUCGCCAGUCACCUGAGUUACUGGGCGGACGAGGAUGUCAAUCACUUCAUGGUGGGCCAAAUGUUGAAGAGUAGAGGUCGGAGCAGACAGGUGGACAGCUAGAAGCCGUGGUCGUAAUGGAUUGGAUUGAACGUCCACGUUGGCUGAUGGAGUCCAGCAUUCUGCCACAGCUCAGCACAAUUGUCGUUCCUUUUUUUAAUGCUGAAAUGAGAUAUCCCUUUAGAACAGUCA
Exophiala viscosa is the source of this 3318-nucleotide messenger RNA. Its product is annotated as phospholipase A1. Gene Ontology annotation, molecular function: glycerophospholipase activity; metal ion binding. The record is from RefSeq and is a predicted model, not a curated record. Gene Ontology annotation, cellular component: cytoplasm. The coding region runs from base 376 to 3189 and encodes 937 amino acids. NCBI's taxonomy places the organism in Eukaryota, Fungi, Ascomycota, Eurotiomycetes, Chaetothyriales, Herpotrichiellaceae. The transcript has a single exon.